AUGGAAAAAGAUUACCACUCUCCAACAAUACAAGGUACAGCCUCACCACGUUAUGUCCUCUCUUCAGCCAAAAUUUCUUCAACAUAUUCUCAAGAUCCUCUCCAAUCACUUGUGAAUUUUUCCAUUAACCGCACCAUAGUCAACGACGCCGCACUCGUCUCUUACUCUCAAAACCUCACCGUUCUCGCAUCCUCCGUCCUCCCACAGACGAGUCUCAGCCUUAGACCAGAACCACAGAUGCUCGAUUCAAAAACCGAACCUCCUGACAACAACUACCUCACGGUUGAUGACUCCAACGAAGAUCACGAAAUCGUGGAGCUCGACUCCGUGGAACUGCUCGCGGAACAUCCCCAGUUCUGUGGGAUUUGCAGGAAAGGUUUCAAGCGCGACGCGAAUCUCCGAAUGCACAUGCAAGCGCACGGGAACGAUGUCAAGACACCUGAAGCGUUGGCGAAGACUUUCGACUACGGCGACACACAACGCGGUUCGAGGCGGUUCUCAUGUCAGUUUGAAGGAUGUCACAAAAACAAGAAGCAUAGAAAAUUCAAGGCGUUGAAAUCAAUGAUAUGUGUUAAGAAUUGUUUCAAACGGAGUCAUUAUCCGAAGAUGUAUGCGUGUGAUCGGUGUCAUAAGAAGAAGUAUUCGGUGCUUUUGGAUUUGAAGAGCCAUAUGAAACAGUAUGGUGGAUAUUGUAGGUGGAAGUGCUCAUGUGGGACCAUGUUUUCUAGGAAGGAUAAGUUGUUUGGACAUAUUGGUCUAUAUGAGGGUCACAUGUCUGCUGUUUUGGAAAAUGAUAAUAAUUGUGAAAUGUUGAAAGAGCUGAUAUAUCUUCCUAAGAAGCUACUAGGUUGGGUUUCUUUUGCAGUAUGCAUGGCUAAAUGUUUCAUUGUUCGAGUAGUAAUUGCUAGUUUCUCUCAAUUUAUGUUGUGGGAUCCUCAGAAGAAAAAAAAAAUUAUUUGGACAUUAUUUUUACAAUCUUGA
Vicia villosa (hairy vetch) is the source of this 981-nucleotide messenger RNA. Its product is annotated as zinc finger protein BALDIBIS-like. The coding region runs from base 1 to 981 and encodes 326 amino acids. Gene Ontology annotation, biological process: response to acidic pH; response to aluminum ion. The transcript has a single exon. The record is from RefSeq and is a predicted model, not a curated record. NCBI's taxonomy places the organism in Eukaryota, Viridiplantae, Streptophyta, Magnoliopsida, Fabales, Fabaceae.